AUGGACAGCAUGAGUACUGAAAAGAGCCAAAAUAGUAUUGUUUCAAGGAUCAAAGUUUUUGAAUCCCAAGGAAGUAAUGAUACCUCAGGAUUAUCAAAAAAGCCAGAAGUUGCCCCUCGUUCAUUCACCCCAAGACCUGUUACUGCAAAGAAGCCAGUAGUUGCUCCAAAGCCAGGGGUAAGCAGAAUUUCAGGAGACUGGGAUGCAUGGACAGAAAGCAAAUCAACACCUUCCAAGGAAUUUCCUCAACCUGAAGUAGUUGGGAGCAGUGUUGUAACCAAACCUGAACUGCCAAAGAAGCCAAAACCUGGUCUUGUUAAAAGUAGUAGUAGUGAUUUUCUUGAUGCAAGGAGUGUAUCAGUUGCAGAGAACAGCAAUGUACAAAAGAAAUUUCCUGUUCCUGCUCCAAGGCCUCUUGUUCCUAAAAAGUCACAAUAUGCAGAAAAUCCUGCCCUUUCUUUGGCCUCACUAAAACCAAUUGCUGCUCCCUCACGGGCUUCUGUAUCUGUCCAAGAAAAAGCUUUCAAGUCUCUAGGGGAAUUGUCACCUGCAGCCAACUCCUCAGCACCUGCUUUGCAAAACAAACUAGAUGUGGAAGGAGAUCUGAUCAGUUUUGAUGAUGACGUUUUGCCCCUAAGUCCAGCUUGUGUAGUUAAAGAUAGCACCAGUUCUGAAGCAGCAGCAGAUCCAUUUCAGUUCCUCACCAAAAGUGAACCUGCAAAGGAACAGACAACUCAACCAGCUUUAGCCCGGAAACCCACUGUGAUCCGAAUCCCAGCUAAACCCGGGAAACACUGUCUCAGUAUUUCCCGAGUUCCCUUCUCCCCUCCACACCAGCCUGCUGAAAAACCUAUUGGGAACACCUCCAAUAUCACAGUGGGAAAACUCAACAGUGGUGACCUAGUGAAAAAAGUGGAGUUGGAUCAUUCAGAACAAGGUGGAGUGCCUCAGCUAGAACCUGUACAACCCCCAAGGCCUGUGGAUGGAAAAAUUAUACCUGCUCGACCUCCCCCACCUAAAGGUGUUCCUGGAAGGCCACCUCCACCAAAACUCUCUGCAAACAAGACCACCUCCCAGAAGGAUGCUCUUUCACGAUCUACUUCUGACAUCGCUCCCGAUAAAAAACCCGGCAAGUUCAGACUGGGACCCAAGAGAGCAAAAAGUCAAGUCUUUAAAAAUCCAGAUCCAGCAUUACCUCCUAGACCUAAACCAGGUCAUCCUCUCUACAAUAAAUACAUGCUGCCUGUGCCUCAUGGAGUUGCCAAGGAAGAUGGUCUUCCCAGGAACUCUGGAGAACUGUCCUGUAAGGAUUCAAAUCACUCUCCAAAAGUUUCUGACGCAAGCGCACCUCAUGCUGUAGUCCUGCAUGAUUUUACUGCAGAGCAUGCUGAUGACUUGGACCUUCAUUCUGGAGACACCGUUUGUCUUUUGGAGAGAAUCGAUAGCGAGUGGUACAGAGGAAAAUGUGGGAAUCGCACAGGGAUAUUCCCUGCCAGCUUUGUUAAAGUAGUUAUUGAUGUUCCAGAAGACGGCAACAGGAAAAAAAUACCCUGUUCAUCACGAUGUGUUAAAGGCCCAAGAUGUGUAGCACGAUUUGAAUAUAUCGGAGACCAGAAAGAUGAGCUCAGUUUUUCAGAAGGUGAAACUAUUGUCCUUAAAGAAUACGUAAACGAAGAGUGGGCCAAAGGAGAGCUCAGAGGCGUGUCUGGAAUUUUCCCCUUGAACUUUGUGGAAGUAAUUGAAGAUCUGCCUGGAACAGGUACAGGAGCAGCACUGAAGAACAAGAUGGAGGUUUCUUCUUCCCUUCCUCAGAACAACAGACGCUCAGCAGAGUGGUGUGAAGCACUGCAUGAUUUUACAGCAGAAACCAAAGAUGAUUUAUCCUUCAAAAAGGGAGACUACAUCCAAAUACUGGAGCAAGUAGAUUCAGCAUGGUAUAGAGGAAGACUGAAUGAAGAGGAAGGGAUUUUCCCAGCAGUUUUUGUUCAGAUCUGCUCAGCCAAGGUAGAGAUGUCACAGUCUCUAGGAAGGAAGAAAGGAAAAGCCAAAGCUCUUUAUGAUUUUCAUGGAGAAAAUGAAGAUGAGCUUUCCUUCAAAGCAGGUGAUACAAUAACAGAGCUGGAAUCUCUAGACGAGGACUGGAUGAGUGGAGAGAUGCAAGGGAAGUCUGGGAUUUUUCCCAAGAACUUUGUUCAGAUUUUAAAAACACCGUGA
Molecule: messenger RNA, 2214 nt
Organism: Tauraco erythrolophus (red-crested turaco)
Lineage: Eukaryota; Metazoa; Chordata; Aves; Musophagiformes; Musophagidae
Source: RefSeq, a predicted model, not a curated record